This is a messenger RNA of Anolis carolinensis (green anole), 7323 nucleotides long. It is a transcript of the gene abtb2, whose product is annotated as ankyrin repeat and BTB domain containing 2. Gene Ontology annotation, molecular function: protein heterodimerization activity. The record is from RefSeq and is a predicted model, not a curated record. The coding region runs from base 789 to 4001 and encodes 1070 amino acids. Lineage: Eukaryota; Metazoa; Chordata; Lepidosauria; Squamata; Anolidae. The transcript has 17 exons.
UCUUCCUACUCCUCCAACCCCUUCUCUUCUUCCUUCUCUCUUCACUUCCUUUUCCAUCUCUUUCACUUCUUCCUCCUCCUCUUCCUUUCCCUCCUCUGCUUCCUCUUGCUUCUCCUCCUUCUCUUCAUCUUUUUCUCCCUCUCCUCAUAUAUCUUCUCCUUCUCCCUCUCCUCCCUCUCCUCUUCCUCUUAAUUCUCGUCCUUCACCUUCUCUUCAUUCUCUUCUUCCCCCCCCCUCCAUCCCCUUCUCUUCCUCGUCGUCUUUCUACUCCUCCUCUCUUCCCUUCCUCUGUCCUUCCCCUCCUCUGCCCCUUCUCUUCCUCCAUUUCCUUCCCGUCCUCUUUCGUCUCCUUCUCUUCAUCUUUUUUUCCCUCCUCCUCUCCUCGUCUAUCAUCUCUUCUCCGUCUCCUUCUCUUCCUCCUCGCCUUCCUUCUCCUUCUCAUCCCCCUUUUCCAUCUCAAAUUCCCGUCCUUCAACUUCUCUUUACCCUUCCAUCUCCAUCUCUUCCUCUUGCUCUUCCUUCUCCUCAUCUUCCUUCUCUUCCUCCUCACUUUCCUUCUGCAUCUCCUCUCCCUCUUAAUUCUCGUCCUUCACCUUCUCUUCAUCCUCCUCUCUUUGCCCCUUCCAUCCCCAUCUCUUCCUCCUCGAUCUCUUCCUUUUGCUUUUCCUUCACCUGCAACCCCUUCUCUCUUCCUCUUCCUCCAUCCCCAUCUCUUCCUCUUGUUCUUCCUUCACCUGCAGCCUCCUCUCCCUCUCCCCCCUUCUCCACCCCUUCCCUUCCUUUCCGGGAUGUACAGCUCGGCGGCGCUGAAGACGCUGGAGGACCUGACGCUGGACUCGGGCUACGGGGGCGGCGCGGGGGACUCGUGCCGCUCGCUGAGCCUCUCCUCCUCGCGCUCGGCCUCGCAGGCCUUCCUCGCGCCCUCCUCCUCCUCCUCCUUCUCCUCCGCGCAGCAGCCCCCACCGCGCCAGGGCAACCGGUGGCGCCGACGACGACGCUCCUCGGGCUCCGUGGCCAGCCGGCACAACAGCUGGGACACCGUCAACCCGGCCGCGCUGCCGGAGGAGGAGGCCGGGGGCGCCGCCGGGCAGGAGGACGACGAGGAAGACGACGACGAGGAGGAGGAAGAGGAAGAGGAGGCAGCUGAGGCCGUCUUCUCCCGCUGCGCCCGGCUCCCGGACCUCGAGGACUUCCCGUGGACCGACGAGGAGGUGGCCAAGGUCCUGCGCAAAGGGAGCCAUGGGGAGAACGGCGGCGGCUUCUUCUUCUUCAGCGCGGAGGCGGUGCGGCGCCUGUCCUGGCUGCUGCGGAGGCCGCUGGUGCGGAUCGCGCGCGAGGCGCAGCGGCUGGGCUUGCUGCACGCCAAGUGCACGCGCGCGGGGGUCCAGAGCGCGGCCCGGCUGAUCCAGAGCUGGGCGCUGGCCGAGAGCUGCCUCCUGGCCACCGUGCGCGCCCUCUCGCUCUACAGCAUGAGCGCCGGGGAAGGGCUGCGCCGGGGCACCUCCGCCCGCUGCGGACUCACCUUCUCCGCCGGGCGCUUCUUCCGCUGGAUGGUGGACACCCGCGUCGCCGUCCGCGUCCACGCCUACGCCGCCAUCGCCCUGGCCGCCUGCCUCGAGAACCUGGCCCGGGAGGUCCAGGCGCGGGUCCUCGCCGCCGCGGAAGGGGCCGCCAGGGCCCACGCGCGCCCCCACGCCGCCCCCGAGGCGCUCUCCGCCGAAGCCCUCGAGGCCGCCGUCAACAACGACGCCGAACUCUGGGGGAUCCUCCAGCCCUGCGAGCACCUCAUCUGCGGGAAGAACGCCAGCGGAGUACUUUCUCUGCCAGCAUACUUCAGUCCUUAUAAUGAUGGAUCCAUAUGCAGCAAUGGAAGAGCGGAUGCUUACGCUCAGCUGGAACUUCGAACUUUAGAACAAUCUCUCCUGGCAACAUGCGUUGGAAGUAUCUCUGAACUAAGUGAUCUGGUCUCUCGAGCAAUGCAUCACAUGCAAUGUUUGAACACGCUGCGUCCUGGCAUGAGUCCUGUUCGACAAACCAGGCAGCAGCAGCAGCCCAUCACGUGGUCCCCUGAUGCGCUUCAUACCCUCUAUUACUUUUUACGCUGUCCUCAAAUGGAGUCCAUGGAAAACCCCAACCUGGAUCCACCAAGAAUGGCUCUGAAUAAUGAACGGCCCUUCAUGCUUCUUCCUCCGUUGAUGGAAUGGAUGCGAGUCGCUAUAACGUAUGCUGAGCACCGGCGCAGUUUAAUCGUGGACAGUGAUGAUAUACGGCAAACAGCCAGGCUACUCUUACCUGGUUUGGACUGUGAACCUCGGCAGCUAAAGCCUGAGUGCUGUUUUAGUUCAUUCCGGAGAAUGGAUGCUAAGGCUGCUACUGAAAAAUUCCAGCAGGAUCUGGGAUUUCGAAUGCUGAACUGUGGAAGAACUGAUUUGAUCAACCAGGCUAUAGAAGCAUUGGGGCCUGAAGGAGUUAAUACAAUGGAUGAUCAGGGUAUGACUCCACUCAUGUAUGCCUGCUCUGCGGGAGAUGAAGCUAUGGUCCAGAUGCUUAUUGAUGCUGGAGCAAAUCUAGAUAUACCAGUCCCUGGUAGUUCAUCUCGAUACCCAUCAGUUCACCCUGAUAGCCGGCACUGGACGGCACUCACCUUUGCUGUGUUACAUGGACACAUUUCUGUAGUUCAGUUGCUCUUGGAUGCUGGUGCUCAUGUUGAAGGUUCUGCUGUGAACAGCGGAGAAGAAAACUAUGCUGAGACUCCACUCCAGCUGGCUUCGGCAGCAGGCAACUAUGAGUUGGUCAGUUUGCUGCUAAGCAGAGGAGCAGAUCCUCUUCUGAGUAUGUUGGAAGCUAAUGGGAUGUCCUCAUCACUUCAUGAAGAAAUGAACUGUUUUAGCUAUGCUGCUGCACAUGGACAUAGAAAUGUGCUCCGCAAGCUCCUAACUCAACCACAGCAGUCCAAGGCAGAUGUUCUGUCACUGGAAGAGAUUCUUGCAGAAGGUGUGGAAAGUGACACCUCCAGCCAAGGAAGCUCCAAUGAGGGGCAGGUUAAACUGUGUAAAACCCGGAUGAAGGCUUUACAGCAAGCCAUGUAUUACAGCGCUGAACACGGUUAUGUUGACAUUACCAUGGAGCUCAGAGCACUUGGAAUCCCAUGGAAGCUCCACAUCUGGAUUGAGUCACUCCGGACAACAUUUUAUCAGUCUCGGUAUUCAGUGGUUCAGAAUCUCUUGCGGGAAUUUGUCACCAUCAAGGAAGAAGAGUACAAUGAAGAGCUGGUUCAUGACGGACUCCAGCUUAUGUUUGAAAUCCUCAGAACCAGCAAAAAUGACUCUAUCAACCAGCAGCUCGCAGUUAUUUUUGCUCACUGCUAUGGAAGCAGCCCCAUCCCCAGUAUUCCCGAAAUCAGAAAGACACUCCCAGCUCGACUAGAUCCUCACUUUUUAAACAACAAGGAUAUGUCUGAUGUAACUUUCCUAGUGGAAGGAAAGUUGUUUUAUGCACAUAAAGUUCUUCUAGUUACUGCUUCAAACAGAUUUAAAGCACUGCUGACAAAUAAAUCAGAACAAGACAGCCAAGGCAGUAAGACUGUGGAAAUUAGUGAUAUGAAGUACAGCAUCUUCAAGAUGCUGAUGCAGUAUUUAUAUUACGGAGGAACAGAAUCUAUGGAAAUUGCUAUUACAGAUGUUUUAGAGUUACUUUCAGCUGCAAGCCUAUUCCAAUUGGAUGGCCUCCAGAGACACUGUGAAAUACUAUGUUCUCAGACUAUCAGCAUCGAAAGCUGUGUUAACAUCUAUAAGUAUGCCAAGAUCCACAAUGCCCCAGAGCUGGUCUCUUUUUGUGAAGGCUUCUUCCUCAAGCACAUGAACUGCCUGCUGGAGCAGGAGCCUUUUAAGCAACUCAUCUAUGGUAGGAACAGUAAGGUCCAAGGUCUGGAUCUUCUACAGGACCUUCAAUCUACAUUGGCCAGCAGACUUCAGUCCAUUUACAUCACCUCCAGGGUGUGAUUGCCAAGAGGAAUUACAGACACCCUGCAGGGGAAAUCUGGAGAUUGUAUUCAAAGCACCUGCUCCUCUGAACUGCACUGAGAUGGGAACUUGCCUAAGUGGCCUUCCCCUUCCGGAGACAAGAGACACUCGCUUUAGUUUGACGCUCCUCCAGCACCUCAACUACCCACAAAACAGUAGAUUGCUCAGAGAUGUGUUAAGAUGCUGCAACCAUUUCGACUGAGAGCUGAUCAGAAGGGAAAGAAGGAUGGUGCUAUAUGGCAUGAGUGAUGCCAUCUCACAGGAAAACUUGGGGGGUGGGCUAUAGUGUUCAAAGGAUUUUUUUAAAGCUGCACACAGACCAUCAUUAUUAACUACCAGACAUACUGAUGGAAAGAAAAUGAUAAGAUCCCUAAAUCCUAUUUAGAAUGUUGUUUGUUUACAGAACUUGGAAACAUCCAACAAACAUUUAAUCCACUUAAAUUAAAUGUGUUAGUGAAAACUAUGAUUUGUUACUUUAAUAUACUAAUAACACAUUAGUAAAAUCUUAACUUUAAUAUUUUCAAAAAUUAAAAUUAUUUUAAAUGACGAAGAAGAAACCCAAAUCGUCUCCCCUGUGACCAGGCUAAAUUUUGUGAAAUGUUACUAGUUACUUAGCCCAUUGACAUUCUUGUCAUUUAAAGAUUUAAAUCCUACGGUGCCCAACCUUUUGUCCUUCAGGCGUUUGGGACGCCAGCUCCCAGAAGCCCUGGCCAGAGUUGUCCGAUGCUCAAAAUUUCUCAGAGCUGAAGUCCAGAAUACCUGGUGGACUAAAAUGUGCACAUCUCUGAUUUAAACUCUUUCAAUUAGGAGUGAGCAUUUAAUUUCAAUACAUUAUUUCCGAGCUCUGCUGUAUAACACUAGGUGCUGGUAUUAUAUAUUCAAACAACUUGACACAAUUUGUUAGGUAAGAUUAAUAAUCCCAGAUUGCCAUAUUAUAAACCAAUCUGGUUUUGUUGUCCUAAACCCAGACUUGGUGGUGCAGUUGAAACAAAUGCCCCAGGACUCAUGGUGGCUAAGGUCCCCAUAAUGCCCCUGGCUAUAUAUGCACAUACAUACUUGUUCUGUGUGCUGUUGAAAAAAUGCUCCUGGGGAAUAAUAGAUCUCUCUCCUGUUGGCAGGGUCAGUAGCAUUUCUCACCUGUCUGAGUCCCCUUCUCCAGUUGGGAGCUGGCUACCAUGCUUGUGAAACAAGUCUAAGCUGGCCAGGACAAAGACCGAAGGUGCCCAAAGCUUUCCUCUCCAUCAUCUUGAUCAUGGGCAGUUCUGGGUCCGGGAAGGGUUCUUCUUCACCAGCAGUGCCAUCAAACUUAAUCCCAUGCCAUGCAGAACCAGUCCUUCAACAUGGGAGCCAGGACAUCCACCGCCAGGACAUCCAGUCUUUUUCCUGAGCUCUUUGCCCCUUAAGGACUCACAAGACUGUUAGAAGGACUAAGGUUGUGAGCCACUCUAGCCUUAACCAUGGGGCUGACUUCCAAACAGAAAUGCAUACGAUAGUGUUGUAAGUCUGGUUUCAAAAUGUGCCACCAAACUGAGAUUCUUGAUUACAUUGCAUGCCUUUUCAGUUGCAGCCCUUAAAAACAGGUUAAAGACAAACCAACCAAACUCUGACACUGUCCAGGUUAUUCUGGUUGUGACCUUAACACUGUGGUACCUGCAACAUUAGCUAUGCCAAGGACAGAAGUUGCACAAGAUGUUGCACAAAUACUGUUUGCAUAAAGAGCUCAAGGCUGUUUUGCCCUAUGCUGUAUUUAAGCAAUAAUUCUCUGAAAUUUCUGAUACUGUGCUUCCAAUAUAGACCAUUGUGCUGCUGAGGAUUAUGGGCACUGAACAUGAUGGUAUAGAGUCACAGAUACUUCAGCUAAGGAAAUGAGUGCACAUAAAGAAGUUUGUAUUGUGCAUAUCAUUUGUUGGUGUGGAGGCUGCAGACAUCAAUCAGAGGCACAUUUAGAAUGGAGAUGCAGACAAUCUGGACCGCAUUUGAUUGAAUGUGGAAGGGGGCCGUGCUAAUAUGCAUUCAAAUGUGUUUUCUUCUCCAUGCUUGUUAGUGACAUGACAACAAUUUGCGUGUGACUGUGGCUAAACUGGAUUUCAACCAGUAUAAUUCAGUCCGUACUGAAAUUAGAUUGUUGCUUGCUUUCAGAAGAAAAUUCCUUCCUUUUCUGAAUGCCCAGCAUUUUUCUGUGGGUCACCCUUUCAUUCAGAACUGGAAGAUAAUGCAGAAAGCAUAUUUAAAAACAUAUACAUCAUGUCACCCACAGCAAGUGCUCAAAGAAAAAAUACUUCUACUGUGAAAGAUGGUGGUUGUGAAUUUAAUAAUGGAGGAAAAGGUAAAGGUAGAGGAGAAAAAGAUAAAGGAGCCAAGGAAGAAAUGUGUGUUGCAAGUGUAUUUGUAGAAUUUCAGGAAGGAUCUUGAAAGUGUGAUAGAAAUGAUGCGAGUAUCAAUAUUAAAAGCAAAAAAUGCAAGAGACUUUUCCACCAUUGUCCCUUUCCUCCCAAAAAUGGAAGUCUGUAAACGAAUGGUGGGAUUCAUGUGGCUUUAGAUGUUAUUGGAUGGCACCUGCCAGCAUUCUUCAUCCUGAGCUAUGCCGGUAAGAACAGCUUCGGCUUCUAGUCAUGGAGGGGUGCAGGACCCUCACUCUGCUGCCCUUGCCAUGUGCUGAAGGGCUGUAGUUUUAACAGGUCAUGGGGGGGGGGGGGGAGCAGUGCCACAUCAAUCAUCUUGGAAAACUAUUAAAUGCUUAUUAGAUUGGCUGAACCCACACAAAGGGAGGCAACUUUUCUCAGGGAAUCAGCCUCCUUUUCUGUAUGUGAACUGCCAGCAGAAUUCCAACUCUUUGCAUAACACACCAAAGUUACAGGCUGCAGAAACAUCGUAAUGCCAAUGUAAAAACAUUCAGCCCUCUCCUUUCCCCCAAAACAAACAAAAACCAGACACUCAGAAAAACUGAACUUGCACAGUAGCUGACUAUAUUAAUUAUCAAGUAAGGAGAUCAGAUGUACACAUUUCAAUCACAUGCUUCUCAACUUUGGAUCUGAAACUUAAGCAUGACCCUAUGUUCUCCAGGCUCUAGAAACAGUAUAGGGUUUUGACAAAUUUGUUUGGAAGUACCCCCAAGAGUUUGUAAUUCUAGUAAAUAAUUUUCAAGUAGCUGCGCCAGCUAUCUGUACAAAAACAAAAGAAAUGAGUUCUGUUGUAUUGCUGUAAAAUUGCUUGCUACAUUAACUGUACAUUAAGGUUGCUUAUGUAAAUGUACCAUAUUUUAUUAACAACAUAACUUUGAUAAACUUUACAGGUGAUACAA